AUGCAUCAUCGGUAUGGAAGUAAUCUUAGUAAUUCAUCAAUAUCAUCAUCUACUCAUGGAAUGUUUUUGGGUACAGCAAGAGAAAAACGUGAAAAAUUAUUAAGAAAAGCAUAUUUAAAUCAACAACGAAAUGGCAUAUUAGCAGGUUGGCAACCGCAUACACCUUCUUCACAGUCAAUUAUUGACACAUACCCAUCAGAAUUUGCGUACUAUCGUCACCAUCAAAAUUCUCGUACACAUAGUGUUGAUAGUAUUUCAUCGUCAACAAGUGCAACAACAGCACCUAUUCCAACAAGUGAACAUCAUAUACCACGUACAUCAAGUCAAGCAAGUCUUAAUCUUCAUCGUGCAAGUCCUUGUCCAUCGGAAAUGUCAUUUUCUUAUUCAAAUCCAAAGUAUUUUGUUCGAACAGCACUUUUUUCUCCUCAAUCAACAUUAACAAAUAGAGGACCAUUACAUUACGAAAAUGUUCUUCAAUCAUCAUUAUUAGAAGGUAAACAACGACUAGGUUCAAAUAAUGAUGAAAUAACAUUUCGAUCACCAACACCUGGACCAGAUUUUUCUACCAUUCAUAGUGAUUCAAUCACCCUUGAUGAAUUAAUCAAUCGAAUAACUCCAACAUCAACAAGUACACCUGAGAUAACAUUUCUUUAUCCAGCACUUCUCUCUUGUCGAACACAUAUUACUCCAACAUUAUUAUUUAAUAGAAUAGCUCGAACUAUUUUUAGUAAUUUAACAUCUAUUUCACAGGAACAACGAACUAAUUUACUUCUUAAUUAUCUUUCGAUGUUGAUUCAUUGGACAAAAACAUUUUCAUAUGAUUUUCGUACACCAUCAUUAAUCAAUCAACUUGAAUGUGUAACAAAUCAAAUUGUUAAACUUGAUCCAAUGUUUGGACCUAAUGUUAAAUUACUUUUAUCGGAUAUUAUGGCAAAACUCAAUGUUCUUGAUCGAUAUGAACAAUAUUUACAAUUAGUUGAUAGCGAAAUAUCAAAUCGAUUAUCAACAUCUGCAUUAACAACUGAUAUUUAUGAACAAUGUCCAUGUCCAAAAGAAUUUGCACAUCAAUUGACACAUAUUGAAUUAGAUAGACUUAAAGCAAUUGGAGCAGAAGAAUUUAUACAUAUGCGUUCAUCAGAUUCCGCAUCAUCACCAACAGAUUCUGAUUCAAAAAAAUCUUCUACACAAUCUUGGACAUAUUGUCUUGAAGCAUAUAUUAAUUGGAGUAAUCGUUUAUCUUCUUUUGUAACAACAGAAAUAAUUAAACAUUUAAAACGACAUAUUCGUGUUAAACUUCUGAAUUACUUCAUUGAUGCUGCACUUGAAUGUUUUAAUACAGGAAAUUUUAAUUCUAUGAUGGGAAUCAUAGGUGGCCUUAAUAUGUUACCUGUUAAACGUUUAAAAAAAACGUGGAGUAAAGCAAAUCGUGCUAAAUUAGAUACAUUAGAAAAAUAUAUGAAUCCAAGUAAAAACUUUUGUAUAUAUCGAUCAAUUAUAAAAGCUGCAAUGCAAAGAGCAGAAAAACAUCAAUGGCAAUCUGGAAUGGUUAUCAUACCAUUUUUAAGCAUCUUUUUACGUGAUGUUUAUUUUAUUAAAGUUCGUUCAUCUGAUUUAAUUACGACUGAUAAUGGUCAAGAAGAACUUAAUCUUAAAAAAUUUUAUAUUCUAGCUCGAUUUAUUUCCGAAGAAUUUAUGAGAUGUAAAUCAAGCAAAUGUUCAUUUGCUCGUUAUGAAAGCAUUAUUAAUUAUGUUGUGACUAGUCCUGUAUUUAGUGAAGAUUCUUUAAUGGCUGCUAGUUUUGAAUGUGAACCACCUGAAACAGAUAAUGAUCGUGAUCAACUUCGAUCAUUAAAAACAAAAUUAGGCUUUUAA
Molecule: messenger RNA, 1872 nt
Organism: Adineta steineri
Lineage: Eukaryota; Metazoa; Rotifera; Eurotatoria; Adinetida; Adinetidae
Source: the annotation of a GenBank genome assembly